AUGAAUAGAGCAAGUAGUGCCUCCGGUAGUGUUAGCAUUGAUGGGACUAGUAGUUGUCCCGACAAUGAUUACAUGAAUAGAGCAAGUAGUGUCUCCGGUAGUGCUAGCAUUGAUGGGUCCAGUAGUUGUCCCGACAAUGAUUACAUGAAUAGAGCAAGUAGUGUCACCGAUAGUGCUAGCAUUAAUGGGUCCAGUAGUUACCCCGACAAUGAUUACAUGAAAAUAGCAAGUAGUGCCUCCGAUAGUGUUAGCAUUGAUGGGUCCAGUAGUUGUCCCGACAAUAAUUACAUGAAUAGAGCAAGUAGUGCCUCCGGUAGUGCUAGCAUUGAUGGGUCCAGUAGUUGUUCCGACAAUGAUUACAUGAAUAAAGCAAGUAGUGCCGCCGGAAGUAUUAGCAUUGAUGGGUCCAGUAGUUGCCCCGACAAUGAUUACAUAAAUAGAGCAAGUAGUGCCUCCGGUAGUGCUAGCAUUGAUGGGUCCAGUAGUUGUCCCGACAAUAAUUACAUGAAUAUAGCAAGUAGUGCCUCCGGUAAUGCUAGCAUUGAUGGGUCCAGUAGUUGUCCCGACAAUGAUUACAUGAAUAUAGCAAGUAGUGCCUCCGGUAAUGCUAGCAUUGAUGGGUCCAGUAGUUGUCCCGACAAUGAUUACAUGAAUACAGCAAGUAGUGCCGCCGAUAGUAUAUGCAUUGACGGGUCCAGUAGUUGCCACGAGAAAGAUUACAUGAAUAGAAGAAGUAGUGCCUCCGGUUCCGGUAGUGCUAGCAUUGAUGGGACUAGUAGUUGUCCGGACAAUGAUUACAUGAAUAGAGCAAGUAGUGCCGCCGAUAGUAUUAGCAUUGAUGGUUCCAGUAGUUGCCCCGACAAUGAUUACAUGAAUAGAGGAAGUAGUGCCUCCGGUAGUGCUAGCAUUGAUGGGACCAGUAGUUGUCCCAACAAUGAUUACAUGAAUAGAGCAAAUAGUGCCUCCGGUAGUAUUAGCAUUGAUUGGACCAGUAGUUGCCCCGACAAUGUUUACAUGAAUAGAGCAAAUAGUGCCGCCGAUAGUUUAGAAUUGAUGGAGCCAGUAAUUGUCCCGACAAUGAUUUCAUGA
Molecule: messenger RNA, 1089 nt
Organism: Mercenaria mercenaria
Lineage: Eukaryota; Metazoa; Mollusca; Bivalvia; Venerida; Veneridae
Product: circumsporozoite protein-like
Exons: 1
Coding region: 1-1089 (362 amino acids)
Source: RefSeq, a predicted model, not a curated record